Messenger RNA from Moneuplotes crassus, 1091 nucleotides. The record is from the annotation of a GenBank genome assembly. Lineage: Eukaryota; Ciliophora; Spirotrichea; Euplotida; Euplotidae.
CAAAGAAAUGGAAAAGCCAAGCACUGAACAGCCUUUCUCUAUAGAUCUUCUGGGGUAUUCAAAAGCAGGCAAAAUAGUGAUUCAAAAGAGGAAACUACUGCUUAAAAAUUACAGGAACAACCAAAUCCAAAAGGGAGAAUGGAGCAAUCCUCAGAGAGGUAUCAGAACGAAGAGUAGUUAUCUCCUAAAAUUCAUCGAUAAGAAGCUGAAAGAUCUCCACACUGAUGGUAUCAGCUCUGAACUUGAAGUAGACUCUAAGCCGAUUGAGGAAGAAAUUAGCCUUUGAUGAUCAUUUUGAGAGAAAACAGAACUAAAAAUCAUACUCUAAGCCAAAAACUUUAUCAAAAAUCUGAGGUUUUGAAAAUGAAUCAUACAAAAACACCAAAGCUGCAGAAAUCCCUUCAGUUACUAACUAAAAACCGCUCGAUUCACACAAAAUUUACUUAUCACAACCCUAAAAUAACCAUAACCAACAAAUCCCCCCAAAACCCAACCCAUACCACAAAAAUCCCCCUCCAAAAAUCCAAAAUCCACCUCCCAAAAAGUACCAAAAUCCUCUCAAUAUUCGACUCCGUCCUCAAUUGUACCCCUUCCUUCACCUCUCUAGCAUCCCGACUCCAAAACUACUACCGUAACACCACAAAUCACCCCAAAAUUCCCUUCCCUACCAAAACUGGCGCAAUCACCACUCACAGUAUAUCCAUUCACAAAAGAAAGUGAGGUGAACAUGGAACGAGGAAUAAAAGAAUCUUGAAUAGAACUAUACAUCCAAGGCAAAGAAAUGAGAAAAGACAUCAAUCUAUGCUAAAAUUGAAUAUUACUACUAGUCCAAAUAGUCGAUCGAGCAUCUCUCCGUGAGCUGCUCAGAUCACCAAACUUCCUUAUAAUUCUUCAAUCCGACGCUUGAGAACUCCAAAGAAGAUUAUUAUAAGUAACAGUGUAAACGGCCCUUCAAACAAACAUGGUCUCUCAAGACAGCUACCCAUCCGACUUAAUGAUAGAGCAAAAAUCCCUAUUUUCACAAAUUUUAAUUUUUUUAAGCAGAGAUCUUAGGUCAAACAACUUUCAAGCUACACCACACUCUACUCCCC